This is a messenger RNA of Musa acuminata AAA Group (dessert banana), 1345 nucleotides long. RefSeq names its product U-box domain-containing protein 34-like. The record is from RefSeq and is a predicted model, not a curated record. Lineage: Eukaryota; Viridiplantae; Streptophyta; Magnoliopsida; Zingiberales; Musaceae. The coding region runs from base 5 to 1345 and encodes 446 amino acids. The transcript has 5 exons. Gene Ontology annotation, biological process: protein phosphorylation. Gene Ontology annotation, molecular function: ATP binding; protein kinase activity.
AGAGAUGAAUAGGCUGAGAUUAGAACUCCAGCAGACAAUGGAUAUGUACAGCUCGGCCUGUAAAGAAGCCAUCGUAGCUAAACAGAAGGCAAUGGAGCUUCAUCUUUGGAACAUGGGGGAACAGCAGAGACUGGAAGAAGCUCGAGUAGCAGAAGAAGCUGCCUUCGCUAUGGUAGGGAAGCAGAAGGCAAAGUGUAAGGCUGCACUGGAGGCAGCCGAGGUCGCCAAACUGAUUGCGGAUUCGGAAACACGGAAGAGAAGAGAUGCAGAGAUGAAGUUGGUCGGAGGUUACGAGGAGGAUGAGGCCUUGGAUUCUUGCUCUGUAGCCGACCUGAGAUACAGAAAAUACACGAUAGAUGAGAUAGAAGCAGCCACAGAUCGCUUUGCCAAGAACCGGAAGAUCGGAGAAGGUGGGUAUGGUCCUGUCUUUAGAUGCUAUCUCGAUCACACGGAAGUCGCCGUCAAGGUACUGCGACCAGACGCAGCCCAGGGGAGGUCACAGUUUCAGCAAGAGGUGGAAAUAUUGAGCUGCAUUCGGCAUCCGAACAUGGUCCUCCUCCUAGGCGCUUGCCCAGAGUAUGGUUGCCUUGUGUACGAGUACAUGGCGAACGGGAGCUUGGAGGACCGCUUGUUCCGGCGGGGGAACACGCCGCCCAUGCCCUGGCAGUACCGGUUCCGCAUUGCUGCGGAGAUCGGCACAGGCCUGCUCUUCCUCCACCAAACCAAGCCAGAGCCACUGGUUCACAGAGACCUUAAGCCUGCGAACAUCCUCCUCGACCAAAACUACGUGAGCAAGAUCAGCGACGUCGGCCUGGCUCGCCUGGUUCCUCCGUCGGUGGCAGACAGUGUCACGCAGUAUCGUAUGACCUCCGCGGCCGGAACGUUCUGCUACAUCGACCCCGAGUACCAGCAGACUGGCAUGCUGGGCACCAAGUCUGACGUAUACUCCCUCGGAGUGCUGCUGCUGCAGCUGAUCACCGGGAGGCCGCCCAUGGGGCUGACCCAUCACGUCGAGCGUUCGAUCGAGAGGGGAACAUUUGCAGAAAUGUUGGACCCCUCGGUCCGGGAUUGGCCAGUCGAGGAAGCUUUGAGCUUGGCGAAGCUAGCACUCAGGUGCGUGGAGCUAAGACGAAGGGAUCGGCCAGAUCUCGCGACUAUCGUAUUGCCAGAGCUUAACAGGUUGAGAGCUAUUGGUGUAGACAAUAUGCGCCCGUUUGAGCUCGACAACAGCAUCCUCUCCUCACCGGUACACAGUGAAGUUUCCGUGCAGGAAAACGUGGCCCGCGCGGUCUCCGACGGCGGUUGGACGUCCGUCGCCGACUUCCAAAGGAUUGACCUUUAUUAA